Morchella sextelata is the source of this 2007-nucleotide messenger RNA. RefSeq lists its product as uncharacterized. Bases 1 to 2007 code for a protein of 668 amino acids. The transcript is spliced from 6 exons. The record is from RefSeq and is a predicted model, not a curated record. Lineage: Eukaryota; Fungi; Ascomycota; Pezizomycetes; Pezizales; Morchellaceae.
AUGAGUUACGACUCGGCAUGGGCAAACUCCCGCAAUGGGUGGACGUCCGUACUUCGUCGUCCAGACGCAAUGUGGAUUCCACCAAAACCUACAGUCGACAGUGAGGACGAAUCGAAUGAAGACCACGAAAGGAGUGAGAGCGACGAAGACGAUGAUGAAUAUGAGGAUGACGACGAGGACGAGGAUGACGACGACGACAAGGACAAGGAGAAGACGGAGAGUCCUCAAGAAAAACCCACAGAUUUUGAAGAACCAUUUCCACCACCACCGUCACAGUAUCCGCCGGGGGUACGCUCCUGGAGAAUGAACGCCGAACUCUCCGUACCGUGGCCUGAUAUAAACAUGGCAGAGGUAGAAGAGUACGCCGAGGACCCAGAAGAUGAAGAGGACGAGGAAGACGAGGUUGAAUCUGCACAUGAAUCGGAGGAUAAAGACGAGGUCCAAUCUGGGGAUGAAUCUGAGAGCCUAUCUGAAGGGGUGUCGGUCAAGAAUGAGCCCGAAAGCGACGACGAUACCGAAGACGGGAAAGGUACAGUUGAUGGUCGCCCUCAAAAUGAGCUUCAAAACGCGGUUAAUUCACCGAUCGAUGGGAAGACGUCAGAGACCGCAAAUAGGCCCAAGAGGAGAAGGGAUACUACCGUAAUGGUAGUGCAAGGAGAUGACAUUGCGAACAACCAUAAAGCGCUACUUGGUUUAAGUCUGCCUCGGACUACUAUUAGUGGCACAUCGGACGGCUCUAAAGAGAAAGAGAGGCCGGCUAGGAGUCUUGUAAAUGAAGCUGCAUUUGGCAAAGUUCCAUUCCCUCCUCCACCGUCUCAAUAUCCCCCAGGCGUCCGCUCCUGGCGAAUGAACGCAGGUCCCUAUGUCGUACUGCCUAAGGACCAGGAUUGGGCCAGACCAGAGAGGGUUGCUGCACGUUGCAAUGAUCGCGCCUUGUAUAAGCGGAGUGUGAGGGCUCGGAUCAAUUCAGAACUCGAUAGUAGGAAAGCUGAACCCGUCCUUCAAGUUGGAGGGGGUAUCCAGCAAUCGUCCGCCCCAACCUGUACUGAAAGUCACGACAAUCCCGGUAUUUCUCCCGUUGGAGCAGCUCCGGUUCCAGACAAGGCUCAAGGAUCGUUGUUGCCUCCUGUUGCUAAGGAAAAAGAAGGCUCUGCUGGGGAUGUUUCUCCGCAUGAUUUAUCUGUCAACGUUCCCGUUAUUGAUCGUCCAGAUGAAAUCAAGUCCAAGAAUGCGAGGUUUCUUCGUUUGUACUUCAGGUUGAGUAAUCAUCUUGAUGCGAAAGAUCAUCUUCACAGGAAAAUUACCAUCAAUGAAGGCUACGCAACUCAACCUCGUCUUGCUGAACACGGCUCAGAGACCGGUUAUUUUGAAUUUCAUAAACGCAAUAUCGUGCACCCUGCGGUUGAACUGAGAGGGCCAUGUGCUAGUACUAGAUAUAACGGCCUGCGUAACGAAGCUCUGCUGUCGGAAGUGGAGGAAAAUAUACCUUUGUGGGCAUCGCGGCGGCCUCUACCGGUCUUCGACGACCAAAACAAUAUCACGCCCCGGGCGAGAGAGAAACGCAAAGUUGAAACUAUGGAUGAUGGCCAUGAAAAUACCGAAGGCGAACCUGCAACGAAAAGGACCGCGACGGUCGCCACAGUUAGCGCUCCCGGAAACCCGUUCCACAGUGCAAUCAUUAUCGAUGAGGAUACCGAUGAUCAUGUCGCACCAAUCAGGGCAGCUCAAACUAGUUCCAACCCUGUGGCUCAACAGACUCAGGACGUCUCAACUCUUGUUACUCCACCUCCUCCGCCGAGGGUAGUUAGUCCCAGAAUACACAGCCUUGAGCAAAAACGCAAGUUCAGAGCAAUGUUCAGGCGCAUAGUCGUCAAUAACAGGGCUAGAAGCAACUGGCUCCCCGCCGCACCGGCAUCAUCUGGAUACGUUCUUGUGGACCCUGGUGCAUAUGCCGUAGAACCUUCCCAGGGGAAUACCGCCUCCAUCGAGUCUAUUGAGCUGGAUUAA